CAGAACAGAGCACACAGCGUUCCCCGCAACAGCUGCGAGCUACCUUGUUAUUCCUCCUCGUUACGGAAGUACUGAAGCCGGCAAAGGGGGGCCAGUAGAGAAACAGGAGAGGAGCAGGGCAAGUUAUAAACGGCCGCAUUGUCACACGGCGGUCCCGGACAACAUUACGGCACCGGUACAAGUCGAGGACAUCACCAGAACAUUAAAGGCUUCUCCGAUGUUCGUGCGGGAUUAUAAACACGACAGCGAGACUAGUAGAGGUGCCGAGUGGAUUUUAUUAAACAGGUAAGCGAUGUUCUCGUCGUUUUGGAGGAAAUGCAUUCGGGCUCAUGGUGUCGAAACGAGGGCUCUCGGAGAGCUGCGCUAUAAUAAAUUAUCCAGUCUGCCUACUGCGGCGCCCAUGCAGUGUUUUGGGAAAAUUCAAUACGAGCCAGCGGUAGCUCCAAGUAAUCGCAUAUACGACGGUGCUAUAUGUGUAUCCUAUGACAUACAACGUUAGAUAACAUUUUAAACGUUUAUUCACGGCUCCCAUCCUCUUUUGUUCGAGUCCCCCACCGUGUCCCUGUUUGCUGGUAGCCUGUGUGUGUCUCUUUAAUUUAGACAGCAGGCUACGUGCAAACUUGCUGGGGUAAGGAUGUUUGAGCGGCACGUAGGCUGUGUAUCAAGCCCCCGUGAUCAAAAUAGUCCUGAGACGUUUUGUUACCGUUUCACCCAGGAUUUCUUUUUUCGAAUCAUCUGGAAAAGCUGUUUUUUACAAUGGACUGUAGGAUUAUAGGAGUGCCAUGGCCACCAUGGACCAAAGUUUGCAUAUUCUGCAGAAAACGACCGACGUCUCGAGCGACAAGAUCGUUCAAGAUGUGCCGACGGGGCUCGCGCUGGACAUGAGCUUAAGUAUGGACAGACGAAACGAUUUCGCGGUUCAACCAAUGGUCGGACUUCCGGACAAAAUUCCCCUAGUUAAACCUUACUUUAAAAAGAAACACGGACAACGAAAACUUGACACCAAAUGUCUACACCGGGCUCUCGAAGACCCUAUUCUCCAGACCUUGCUGAGUACGGACGCUCUGGUCACAGGCGACGGAGUGUUUGUUCCCCACAGUCAAACGAGUCGGACCCCGGGAAACAUAUGCGCGGCGGCGGUGGUGAAACAAACAUGUAUCGGUCAGGUGUGUCUGAAGAAUUCGGGGGCUGGCGGUGCGGUGGCAGGGUUGUUGGCCCACGACACCGACGCGGAAAUGGCCGACACUACAGCGGAACUGGAAGAGACGGAGCGACGGAGAGUGGAGCGGCCAAAGCUCGCGGUACUAGCGAUUCAGAGGGUCGCGAUGGAUUCUAACUCUGACAACCACUGCUUUCAACUGAAGCCUUCCCUAGGUGCCGUGAGUCCAGCGGCCGGGGGGACUGUUGCAAUGACAACACCUACCCGGGUCACUCCCAUAGUAUCACCCCCACCUCCUCGCCAAGAUAGGGGCAUUAAAACCGGUGACCUCUUCGCCUCUGAAGCCUUGCGGGGGGCAAAUUGCCUCCCCAUCAAAGCGACCAGAGGCCCUCCUCCACUCACCCAGGCCUCUCAGUCUGACAAAGGAGUGAUAUUUCAGAAUAAAAGUGAGGAGGCCUCAUUGGACCUGGUCUUUGAGCUUCUCACUCAGCUUCAGUAUCAUACGCACCAGUCGGACGCGGUGUCCGUUUGUGUGGAUUUCCUGCAGGGUCUGUGUGUGUACGGCAGUGACUGUGCCCACCACCAUACUGUGUUGCCCUACCACUGGCAGAUCCACAGCAGCAGCAGUCACACCUGGCAGAGCAUAGCGGACGAGUCCCAGGAGCAGCUGGAGAGACUGUACUGCAACCCAGACAACGAACAAGUCAGGCUCAAAUUCAAGGGUCGAGUGUUCUCCCUGGACUUCGGGGCCUUGCUUGUGUGUGAUAUGGAGUUUGACCGUGUCCGGAGGCUGUCCACGCCCCCCAGCCCAGCGAAUACACCCCCAAGCCCCAGCCCCAACCCCGUCCCAAGCUGCCACACCGUGUGGAAGUACUACUGCAGAGACAACUUCGGCUGGAGGGAAUACUCAGAGCCGGUGGUGAGGUUGAUUGAGGAGGCAAGCGGCCGCGGGCUGAAGGAGGUGCGCUUCAUCACACUGCAGAACCAGUACAUCCUCAACAUCAAGGAGGGCUUCCAGCAGAACGCCGUGUUUGGCUUCCGCCGGCAGAUCAAGAAGCGCCCCAUGUACACGUCGUCGGUGAUGCUGUCGCCGCACCUGCAGACUCUAGGCGCCCUCUCCUCUUCUCCUCACCCCUCCUCUUCCGUGGCCGAGCAGCUCUCCAGCCCUCUCCCGCUCUCGCCCACCACUUGCAACCCCCCUACCCUCUUCCCCGAGACGUGGUUGCCCAUGGCGACCAGCCAGGACUUCCUGCAGGUGCCGGUCUCCCGCGAGGACCGGAGCUACCGCACGGUGUACAGCCUGUUCCACAAGACGGUGUCGGAGACCAAGUUCAGGAUCCUCAAGAUCCUGCGGGUGCAGAACCCCUUCCUGUGGGAGAAAUACAAGAGGAAGAAGGAGUACAUGUCCCGGCGGCUCUCGGAGAUGGACCGCAUGCUGAGCGAGCGCCACCUGUUCCACGGCACCUCGGCCGACGUGGUGGAGGGCAUCUGCAAGCACAACUUCGACCCGCGCGUCUGCGGCAAGCACGCCACCAUGUUCGGCCAGGGCUCCUACUUCGCCCGCAAGGCUGUCUACUCCCACAACUUCUCCAAGCGCUCGCCCAAAGGGGUCCACUGCAUGUUCCUGGCCAAGGUCCUUACGGGCAGGUUCACGGUGGGUAACCCGUCCAUGCGGCGGCCCCCGCCCAUCAGCCCGCGGGACGCCUCCAGCGACCUGUACGACUCGUGCGUGGACAACUGGGUGGACCCCCAGAUCUACGUCAUCUUCAACGACGACCAGAGCUACCCCUACUUCAUCAUCCAGUACGAGGAGGUGCCCUGCACCGUGGCCGUGUGAGCGACGGGACCGGGGCCGGAACCAGCCCCCUCCCAUCCGCUCCCCGCCCCGACGCCCACCCCAGCCCGGAGCCUGGGGGCCGGUUAGCAUUUGGAUACGCUGUGAAAAACACAACAAAAAAAACAGGAUACAAGACGAAACAAAAAGAAAACAAACGGAUGCUUUAACCCGCCGUGGAACAGGGGGAUUCUGGGUAACGACGGGCACUGGGGAAUGCUUGACAUUUUAUGAUCCAGAGAGCAUCUACAAUAACAAGUGCUUCGACUCCUGGCCCAAAUACGAUGUGACCCAUAUAUGCACUGGACAGACGCACAGCGGAGGACGUCUGCGGCCUGCGCCCGCCGGCCGGCCCUUUCUACAGACCGCAGCACGUACAGACGGUCCACACUCUGUUGGGAUGGAAAAUAUUGUGACUGGACCUUAACCAACAUCUUUACCAAUGACUUCUCACGGAAACCAAUCCCUGUUACCGCACCCCAUCUGACCGGGGUCAAACUGACUCGGAACAAACUGGAUUGAACCGGUCCGGACCCGACCCGAACAGACGUCCCCCCCCCCCCCCCCCCUUCCCCACGAAUAUCCUGUUCGCUAAUAAGAAAAUAAAAUAAAAAUCGUAGUACUGUAAACCCACCGAAUGAGUGAACUUCUAUCUAGAGGCUGUAACAAAGGAAACCAUCAUCACCAAUGCGUAAACUAGUACUCGGAUCGUUGACUCUGGCCGCCCCCCCCCCCCUGUAGGUGUGUAUGUGGCUCCUCUACGUCACGGCCCCAGCCCGACCUGUUCUACGGGUUGGCGACCUGUGCCGCCGCUGUGAAAGACUCGACCGGCCCAGCUGGAAGCUCCUCAAGAAGGCUGUACUCAAACCACUGGAGGCCUGCACACCUAGCUACCACGGUGGUGCCAUCCAGCCCCCAUCCUCCACCCUCUGGAAGAGAGAAGUCACUGACAGUGAGAGUGGGUCGAGCCUUACCUUGACCUUUUUUUUUUUUGUUUUGUUUUAACAUUUUGUUUCUUUUUAGUUAUUUUACUGUGUUGUGUGAGUGGAUCUCUGGCAUUGAGGGCAGCCGUUCUGUGGCC
This is a messenger RNA of Gadus chalcogrammus (walleye pollock), 4074 nucleotides long. It is a transcript of the gene tiparp, whose product is annotated as TCDD-inducible poly(ADP-ribose) polymerase. Bases 783 to 2996 code for a protein of 737 amino acids. The transcript has 7 exons. The record is from RefSeq and is a predicted model, not a curated record. NCBI's taxonomy places the organism in Eukaryota, Metazoa, Chordata, Actinopteri, Gadiformes, Gadidae. Gene Ontology annotation, molecular function: NAD+ poly-ADP-ribosyltransferase activity; zinc ion binding.